AUCGUUCUUUCCAAAAAAAACUAGAGCUUCGAAGAGCAGAUGCGUGGGCUGACGCGGCAGUGGCUGCGGGCGUUGCGGCCCCCGCUGGAGCUGGGUAGAGCGACAAGAGGCUGGGGCUAGACGCGCCUCAAUAGUCAGUAUAAUAACAACCCCCCUUAUAAUACGCUUGAUUGGCUGUUAAUCCUGUCUAUUUCCAUUUGGUUUUUAAUAGAUUUUAAUUGGUUGAAAUAAUUAGCUUGAAGACGAUUGCGGAAGAUCGCCAGAUGAUCCGGCCACACUAUCUUGGAGGAUUCUGACGUGUCUUUACUUCUUACUGUAGUGUAAAUGUAGAAAGCGGCUCUUUAUGAUACGAUGCGAUCGCUUAGGCCUUAGAGAUGAAGAUCCAAGUAAAGCUGAGUGGCAAUCUCCUCACUUUUCAAGUUUCUAAAGGGAUGGAAAUUGCUCUGUAUGAUGACGAUAUAUUGCGCACAUGUCACGGCGAAGUCAUCACCACACUAUCUUUAAGGAUUAAGUGCAAAAGAAUUGCUCCUGUACAAAAUUUUGGUCUUGCGUAGACUGGUCAGCACAAAAUACGAUUAUGAAGCGUAUGAGCCAGAGAUAUGUGGCCAUAAGCUCAAUGCGAGCCAAUUUAAGGAUGUUAAAUGGUAUAUCAAAAGACUUAGCAAAUUACGAUCAGUCAAGUUUCAAUAUGCAACGUGGAAAGACGAUUGUAUCUAGGGUGGCCU
This is a messenger RNA of Plasmopara halstedii, 725 nucleotides long. RefSeq lists its product as uncharacterized. The record is from RefSeq and is a predicted model, not a curated record. Lineage: Eukaryota; Oomycota; Peronosporomycetes; Peronosporales; Peronosporaceae. The coding region runs from base 375 to 554 and encodes 59 amino acids. The transcript has a single exon.